AGAGAGAGAGACAGACAGAGCGAAAGGAGUCGCAGAAAACUACCGAGCAGCCAGAGAGACAGCCUGGUGUCCAUGCAUCCAAUGCCCAUCAUGGCUGUAUAUAUGAGCCUCCUCAUGCUGGCUCUCAGUGUGUUUGGACAAGAGCUUCCGUCAGGUCCUCAUGGCUGCACAGAGGGAAGCUGCUACCCUGCAACAGGAAACCUUCUGAUUGGACGGGCCGUCAACUUAUCCGCAACCUCUACCUGUGGUCUAGGUGGGCCGGAGCACUACUGCAUUGUUAGCCAUCUGCAGGAGUCAGACAAGUGUUUUGAAUGCAACUCCCUGCAUCCAUACGACCCGUAUUACUACAGAAACAGCCACCGCAUCGAAAAUGUGAUCUACCUCAUGGACAGGAAUGGAGACAGCACCUGGUGGCAGUCUGUCAACGGACAAGAGAAUGUCAGCAUCAGACUGAACCUGGAGGCCGAAUUCCACUUCACACAUCUCAUCAUGAAGUUCAAGACUUUUCGACCUGCAGCUAUGAUAAUCGAGCGUUCUGCUGAUUUCGGCCGCACAUGGCGCCCCUACCGCUAUUUUGCCUCAAACUGUACCAGGACCUUCCCCGGCAUCCCCGCCAACAGCCUGCACCACAUCAACGACAUCAUCUGUGAGGAACGCUACUCCGACAUCGAACCUUCCACUAAUGGAGAGGUCAUUUAUAAAGUUUUGGAUCCCGCCAUUCAUGUGAAAGACCCCUACAGCUUGGACAUUCAAGAACUUCUGCGUAUCACCAACCUGAGAAUCAAUUUCACCAAGCUCAACACUCUCGGGGACGACCUGCUGGACCGACGCUUUGAUGUCCUGCAGAAAUAUUACUACGCCAUCUAUGAGCUGGUGGUCAGAGGAAGCUGCUUCUGCUACGGACACGCCUCAGAGUGUGCCCCAGUGCCAGGGGUUGACACCCGGGAGGGCGGCAUGAUCCACGGCCGCUGUGUAUGCAAACAUAAUACAGAGGGCCUGAACUGCGAGCGCUGCAGACACUUUCACAAUGACCUGCCAUGGAGACCAGCAGAGGCAGAGAACCCACACACCUGCAGAGAGUGUAACUGUAACGGCCACUCAAACCAGUGUCACUUUGACAUGGCGGUGUAUUUGGCUACGGGCAACACCAGCGGAGGAGUUUGUGAUGACUGUCUGCACAACACAAUGGGACGCAACUGUGAGAUGUGCAAACCUUUCUACUUCAAAGACCCUAACAGGGAUAUCAGGGACCCGCGCGUUUGUAUUGCCUGUGACUGUGACCCAGUCGGAUCUUUGGAAGGAGGAGUCUGCGACAGUCACACAGACCUGGACAUGGGGAUGAUCUCAGGACAGUGUCGGUGCAAGGUCAACGUCAAAGGCACACGCUGCGACGAUUGCAAGGAGGGUUAUUACGGAUUGAGCCACAAUGACCCGCUUGGGUGUCAACCUUGCAACUGUGACCCUCGUGGCAUCAUCAUGAUGGGAGCUCCUUGCGACCAGAUCAGCGGGGACUGCUCCUGCAAAAGAUAUGUCACUGGACGCUACUGCAACCAGUGUCUGCCUGAAUACUGGGGGCUCAGUAACGACCUGGCUGGCUGCAGGCCAUGUGACUGUGAUUUCGGUGGAGCCUUUAACAACAGGUGCAUGAUGGACAACGGCCAGUGUGACUGCAGGAGGAAUCUGAUUGGUCGACAGUGUUCAGAGGUUCAGCCUGGCUAUUUCUGUGCCCCACUGGACUACUACAAAUAUGAGGCUGAAGACUCCACUGGACAUUCCCCCACUGAUUCUGCACUGCCGGGCAAAGUUCGUCCUCAGGCCGAGACUGACUGUGUCCAGCACCUUAGCAACCAGCUGAGGAGGCACCGGCGUCACCGUCGCAUCAGCAGUUCACAGCAGCAUCGAGCAGCACUGAGACGCAUCCGCCAGCUUCAACAAACGCCGGAUGUGAGGCCUGAUUAUAGAGGGCGCACUCCGAGCCACAUGGUGUCGUGGACAGGACCUGGCUUUGCCCGUGUCAAGGAUGGUGCUGGCUUGGUGUUCACUAUUGACAACAUCCCCUAUGCCAUGGAGUAUGACAUCAUGAUCCGCUACGAAACUGAGUCUACAGAGGACUGGGAGGCUGUAGUUAGUGUUACAUCUGUACUGCUGCCCUCCAGUCUCCGGUGUGGAAACCUCCUACCAACUGAACAGCUCUACACAGUGACCCUACCACACCAAAACAGAUACAUCCAGAUGCCCAGGCCGUUCUGUUUCGAGCCCAGUAAUCGUUACGUGGUUGCAAUCAGGUUCCAGCGCCACGGAGUCUCACACAGACAUCUUACUGCCUUCGUUCUAGUUGACUCGCUGGUUCUUGUCCCCAAAUACACUGAACUUCCUGGUUUCCAAGAUAAUGAGCCCGAGGCAGAGCAGCGGCGGGACGAUAUGAUUCGCUACAUGUGUCUCGAUUCCUUCAUGAUGACGCCAAUGCCUGCCCUGGCUGAGAUGUGUUCUAAGCUCAUCUGCAGUAUUUCAUCCAUCAUUCAUGACGGUGCUUUGUCCUGUCAGUGCGACCCUCAGGGCUCCCUCAGUGGCGAGUGUGAUAAGGUGGGGGGUCAGUGUCAUUGUAAACCAAAUGUGAUUGGACGCCGCUGUGACCAGUGUGCCCCAGGAACCUAUGGCUUUGGAGUGAAUGGCUGUACUGCCUGUGACUGCCACUCAGAGGGCUCACUGAGCCACCAGUGUGACCCAGUCACGGGCCAGUGCCAGUGCAGGCAGGGAGCCACCGGGCGUCAGUGCUCAGACUGCCAACCAGGCCAGUGGGGCUUCCCCAGCUGCAGCCCCUGUCAGUGUAACGGCCACGCAGACCUGUGUGACCCUCGCUCUGGGGAGUGUUCAGACUGCAGGGACUACACAGCAGGACACCUCUGUGAGCGUUGUGUGGAUGGGUUCUUUGGAAACCCAGUGCUCGGUGCAGGGGAGCACUGUCGGCCUUGCCCCUGUCCCGGUAACCCCGGCUCGGAUCACUUUAACGGACACUCCUGUCAAGCUGACCUCACCUCUAAUCAGAUCAUCUGUAACUGCAGACAAGGCUACACUGGGCCCCGCUGUGACCAGUGUGCCCCUGGUUACUAUGGCAACCCAGAGCAAGCUGGUGGGGAGUGUCUUCCUUGCGAGUGCAAUGGCAACAUCGACACCCAGGAUCCUGGGUCUUGCGACCCCAGAACCGGCCAAUGCCUUAAAUGCCUGUACCACACCGAUGGUCCGUCCUGCGACCAGUGUGAAAAUGGUUACUAUGGCAAUGCUUUGGUCCACGACUGCAGACGUUGUACCUGUGUGACUGCUGGCACCAUCCAGUCAGCCUGCAGUGACGGACAGUGUCACUGCGACAGGCAGACAGGAGCCUGCCUUUGCAGAGGGAACGUUAUUGGCCACAACUGUGAUCAGUGUGCUCCUAACCACUGGAACUAUGGCCAGGAGAGAGGCUGUGAGCUCUGUGGCUGCAACCCGCAACAUGCCAUGGGUGCUCACUGCAACAUGUUCACAGGCCAGUGCCACUGCCGUCCAGGCUUUGGAGGUAAACAGUGCAGCGAGUGUGAGCAGUUCCACUGGGGAGACCCACGGGUGCAAUGUCAAGAGUGUAAGUGCCAUCCUCUGGGAUCAGAGAUGGCCCAGUGUGACCGAACAACGGGGGCCUGCGAAUGCCGGGAGGGAGCGGCGGGGAAGCGCUGCGAUGAAUGCGCUCGAGGCUUCACAGGCGCCUUCCCCAAGUGCGUCCAGUGUCAUCCGUGCUUUCAACUGUGGGACGACGCGGUGUGCCAACUAAGAAGGGACCUGGAACACAUCCAGUACAUUGUGCAGAAGAUCCUAGAGAGUGGGUUCACGCCGGGAAUUGGCGACAAGCGCAUCAAAGAGCUGGAGAGGAAGCUGAAGCAAGUGCAGGAUAUGAUUACUGCGGAGGACAGCAACAGAAUCCACCAGCUGAUUGGACAGAGCAUCGACGACCUCAGAGCUGAGAUCGCCCUGACCGACGGGCGUCUGAUGGGCAUCACCCGAGAGCUAAACACAACAGCAGAAGAAGACGGGGCGCUGAGACGCACACUGAGUGAGCUAGAGAGGGAGCUGAGGGACAUCAACAAAACUGUAGCAGACAAACAGCGCCUGCUGGAUGACUACCUCACCUCAGGAUUUGCAGAUCAGUUUGAGAAAGUAAAGAAGUACUAUCAGGAGUCAGUAGAGGCUGAGGAGCAAUGCAACUCGGCGGUGUCCGGUCCUCUCAGUCCUGUGGAGCAGUCCAAAGAAACUCGUACACUCACUGAAGACCUGCUGGAUGCCAGUAAAGACAAGUUCCUCCGAGCGCUGGCUGCUCAGAACAAAUCCUUAAAUGAGCUGCAGCAAAAGGCCCAUGACUUGGAUAAGAACGUCCAUCACCUCAGUCACAAGGUAUGUGGUGGCCACAGCAAUGACAGUGUCAAUGGCAGUUGUUCGGACAGCCAGUGCGGUGGUGCCGGUUGCCGUGACAAUGAGGGCAAUCGUAUAUGUGGAGGAGAGGGAUGCAGCGGGACCGUGAGCACUUCUGUAACAGCACUGAAUCACGCCAAGAACGUCACUGACAGUCUGACUGCUGCCAACGAGGAGCUGCAGAGUGUGGCCAGAAAGCUCCAGAAUAUAGCCUCUCUGACACAGGAUGUGAAGAAGCAGGCGAUGAACACACUGGAAAAAGCCCAGAAGAAGAAGGACCACUUUGAAAACAACAACAAGAAGCUCAAAGAUUUCAUUAAGAAGAUCAGAGACUUCCUCACUGAGGAGGGAGCAGAUCCAGAGAGCAUAGAGAAGGUGGCUAUGCAGGUCUUGUCGAUCCCUCCGCCAGUCAACAGGACCACACUGGACAAAAUGGCCAUGCAGAUAAAGGACAGCCUUUCCAACCUCACCAAUGUCGAGGAGAUCAUCAAUCAAACCUCACAGCACAUCAGGAAAGCCAAGGAGCUGCUUGAUGAAGCCAAAGAUGCCAGGAGCCGAGCAGAGGGAGUGAAGGAUACAGCCAAUGAUACCAAGCAGGCGUUGGAUGUGUCUGAUAAGGCCAUAAAGAAAGCCAGAACAGCCCUGAAUGAGGCCCACAACAACCUGAACAGCACGAGAAAUGCUACAGCUGAGUUGGAUGAGAGGCUGACACAGCUGGAGGAUAAGCAGAUGGAUGUCAUGAUGCGUUUAAACAACCUCUCCAUGGGGGUGGAAGCUUUGAGGAACAAAACGGAGCAGAACAGACAGAUGGCAAAGGACGCCAAAGCACUGGCUAACAAUGCCACACAUCUAGCAUCCUCACUGGAGCAGAGCCUCAAUGACACGGAGAAACGAUACCAUGAGCUGCAAAUGAAGGUGGAUUCUCUUGGUGGGGAUUCUGGAGGUCUGAACAGCAUCAACCAGAAAGCCAUGGAUAUGAAGAAGGAGGCAGAAGACCUCCUCAACAAAGCCAGCAAGGGGAUAGAACAACUCAGGAAACUGGAGAAGAAGUUCAAGAGUAACGAGCAGCGGAUGCAGAAGCAGCGCAUGGAGCUGGACGAGCUGAAGGAAAACGCUACGGUGGUACGCGAUGAGAUCCGGGAACAGGUGCAGAAGUACAGCAACUGUGUGUGAGGAUGUUACAGUUCCAUGUUUACCAUUUGCUGCUGUAAUCCAGAGCAGAGGUAUGGCAUUGCCUGUUAAAGUAAUACACUGCUUUGGUACCUCCAUUCUUUCACUGGUUUUACACAUUACCUGUCAAGUGUUAUGUCACAGAAAUGCCUUCCUCUGUCCAUGUACUGUACCACAUGUGUGCCUUUAAGCUAUUACAACAAGUGGAUGACCUGUGGAGAGUAUUUGUUUCACUGUAUAGGCCAUAAUAACUGAUUUGAUGAAUAAUAUUCAGAAGAAAUAUAUCAAGUAUGAUAUCAGAAAUGUGUUGUUUUGACCAUAAGUGCUUUUAAGAUUUUGUGUGUUUUUGCUGUAAUUUAACCACAUUAGUAUGAUAUUCACAAUAUGACACUCCCAUUAAGAAGUAUGUGGAAAAGUGAAAUUUUUGAAAAUAAUGUUGUGUUUAUUUUUAUUACAAAAAAACCUCUUGAUUAAAUACGUAUGAAAGCAUACAUAAGUAUUCUUAUCAGCAAUAUUCAUUCUGAGGUGUGAUGACGGAGUCAAAUAAAUUUGAUACAGUUUA
Scatophagus argus is the source of this 6169-nucleotide messenger RNA. RefSeq names its product laminin, beta 2-like (gene lamb2l). Gene Ontology annotation, molecular function: extracellular matrix structural constituent. Gene Ontology annotation, cellular component: laminin trimer. The record is from RefSeq and is a predicted model, not a curated record. Gene Ontology annotation, biological process: substrate adhesion-dependent cell spreading; cell migration; basement membrane assembly. The transcript has 35 exons. The coding region runs from base 73 to 5610 and encodes 1845 amino acids. NCBI's taxonomy places the organism in Eukaryota, Metazoa, Chordata, Actinopteri, Scatophagidae.